Molecule: messenger RNA, 2934 nt
Organism: Sphaeramia orbicularis (orbiculate cardinalfish)
Lineage: Eukaryota; Metazoa; Chordata; Actinopteri; Kurtiformes; Apogonidae
Gene: cdc25b
Product: cell division cycle 25B
Exons: 15
Coding region: 322-2028 (568 amino acids)
Biological process (GO): protein dephosphorylation; positive regulation of G2/MI transition of meiotic cell cycle; positive regulation of G2/M transition of mitotic cell cycle
Cellular component (GO): nucleus; cytoplasm
Molecular function (GO): protein tyrosine phosphatase activity
Source: RefSeq, a predicted model, not a curated record
CUCUCAGAUACCAGGGGAUGUCAGAGAGGGAGUACGGCGUACAGCAGCUCUCUGACAGAAACAACUAUGUGGCAUAAGUAACCCUGCAACACCGUAUCAGAGUUUUCCUCCACACGGACCCGCCGAGUAACCUCCAGCCGGUGUUUGGAUCGUAACUGGAAAUGUUUUCUUAACUUUUUUAAAAAAAUGCUAGCUAGCUAGUUAGCUUCCGGGUUCGCUUCAAGUUGUCGUAAACUGGCACACUCCGACCCGAAAUUCAGACAAAUUUGACCCAUAAACAUCAUCUUCUGCAAGGUUAACCCGAAUUGUAAAGCGGAAAAAAUGCAGUCGGUUAAUGUUUUCGGCAGCACAAGCCCUGUCAACACGGCGCAGAAAAGUAGGCCCGAAGGGAUCCCCGGGCUUUCCUCGCUGACGCUGCCGGACCUGAACACAAAGAACCUCCACCGCAGGAAUCUCUUCUCCCCUGGAGCUGAGACUGUCCUCUCUCCCAUCACUAAUCUGGCUCUAGACAUGAACAAUCUAGCUGGACUGGGAAGUCAAUGUGAUACCCCCAAAAGAAAAAGACAUGCACAUCUUGAGAAAGUUCCCUCCUUUGCUUCUGAUGCAUCAUCUGAUGCUGGCCUCGGCAUGGAUCUCCCGAGCCCAUUGGAAUCUGUCGAAAUUGAGGGCACAUUUGAAAGCCGUAUUAAACAGUCAAGCACAAUUGUCAAUGAGAGGAUGCCCUUUCGAAGAAACAACUCAUUGCCUUCUCAGCUCUUAUGUUGCAGUCCGUCUCUGAAGGGACAGGAAACGGAUUCUCACCGCUAUGGAAUAUUUGGCCAACAGCCCUCACAAAUUCCCACCGCCUCCACAUCCCAGUGCGACAACAAGGAGAACAUGUCCGAGGAAAGCUUUGAAUUCAAGAAACCAACCCGACCAGUGUCACGGUGUCGCGUUCGCUCCUUCAACGGUGGACACUCAAAGGAUGCGUUUGCCCGUCGUCCCAAUUCAGCACCAGCCCUCAUGUUUUCUUCACCGCCUCAAGUCCAGUGCUUGGAUACUUUUGACUCCAGCCCCGUGUACCUGAGACGUUCUUCCCUCACCUGCUCUCCAAAUGAUGACGACGAUGAUGGCUUCCUGGAGUUGGACGACAACAUGGAGAAUGACUCUGAGAUGCCGAAAGGAAUGGCGAGCUUGCUCACUGCACCGCUGGUAGCUGACAACACAGGAGAAGACUCUCCUGUGAUUCGCUGGCGGCCACGCAGUCUGUUCCGCUCGCCCUCCAUGCCCAGUCCAGUGUCCCGGCCCUCUGUGAAACGUCCCGAUUGCCCAGGAGAUGAAAACACGCCUGUCCGGGUCAAGAGACGACGCAGCCUGGCGGGAACGCAGGUCACCACCUUGGAACAGGAUCCUGAAUCUCCACGGAUGGGCUGUUCACUGCUCCAGAGGUCCAAGUCGUUCUGUCAGACGGAGAUCGAGAAGCUGUUGGACAAUGAGAAGCCUUUUGUACUACCAACGGUGGACGGAAAACAUCAAGACCUCAAGUAUAUUACCCCAGAAACAAUGGUGGCAGCUCUCACCGGUCAGUUCAAUCAUCUGGUCGAGAGAGUCAUCGUCAUCGACUGCCGCUACCCCUACGAGUUUGAAGGAGGACACAUCAUGGCCGCUCUGAACCUGCACCAGGAGGACCAGGUUCAGGAUUUCCUCCUGAAGACCCCCAUCAUCCCGACCAACCCAGACAAGCGCGUCGUCAUCGUCUUCCACUGCGAGUUCUCAUCAGAGCGCGGCCCUCGGAUGUGCCGCUACGUCAGGGAGCGGGACCGCGCCAUGAACGACUAUCCCAUACUGCACUACCCCGAGCUCUACAUCCUCAAGGGUGGAUACAAGGAGUUCUUCCCUCAUUUCAGGUCUCAGUGUGAACCUCAGUCCUACCGACCCAUGCACCACAAGGACUUCAAGGACGACCUGAGGAAGUUUCGCCUGAAGAGUCGCACCUGGGCCGGCGAGCGCAGCAAGAGGGACAUGUACAGUCGUCUGAAGAAGCUGUGACCUGCUCCCUCGACGUCCGGCCCCGCCUCUAAAGACCCGCCUCUUCCCUCUGAACCCGAACAGACUUGAGCUGCCUCCUCACGGGGCCCGAGGGUACCACCCGCCUCCCGCCGCUCAUUUAACUAUAGCAAUCCUAGAUAUUUAUGCAAAUUUGGAAGCGGGGAAGACGUGAAGUUUCAGCCGCUGAGGUGCUGUGACGUAAAACCGCUCCGAAGCGAUGUGAUAAUUGUAAAAAAAACCACUUGGACCUACUGCCUGUUUUAAAGUUUUAUUAUUAUGUUGGAAGAGGCGACUCGGAUCACUGGCCAGUUGCAUCAGCGUCAACCCAACCACACUGCCACGUCUCAGUCUCCUCACUGGAUCUGUGUGUUUUUAUUUUGCGUUCGCCAUUUCCCACCUUUUUAUUUAAAGCACUUAUUUAAAUACCUUUUAAAAUGGUGAAGUGCUUUAUUCAAGUCAUUUUAAUGAGUUUUGUCGAUUUCUUCUAGUUUUUUGUUGAAACCCGCCUUUUCUCUAGAUCUUCCAAAAAGCAAAUCAGAUCAUUUUAAUCAGAAAUUGUAAACGUUCAGGCUUUUCCUUCCUGAUCUUUGGCAAUACCUUUUUUAACUUUUUCUUGGUCAGGAGAUACCAAAGCAACCAAAACUACCUGUUUAACUUUGCAGUGCUUUGUUGUUUUUUUUUUUUUUGUGUCUUUCUUAAUGCUGCAGGUCGGCAAGUGCAAAAAGAGUUUUGAUCUUAAACAAACCUUUUUUGUUCUGCUUUGAUUCCUGUGAUUUUUCAGAUAAAAAUGUCUUGUUGUGCAGUGCUGGUGAUGUUGGAUGAUAAAGAACAUGGUGUUUUGACUUGUGGUACAGGCUUGUAGAAGAGCUGCUGAAAUAAAGAUCCAAUGUGCGUUUAAUUAUGAUG